ACUACAAAGUACUCAGUACAUAUGUACAAUUGUAUGUGUGACGUGCCCAAUUGAAAAAAAUAGGUACCGGAGUAUCUAAAUUAUUGAUAAUUCAGUGAAGACGUCGUAUUCACUAAAUAUUAAUCAUGAGUGCGAAAGAGGCUGUUAUCAAUGGAGAGGGGUCUGAACCCUCGAAGAAGGCUCUGAAGAAGCAGCAGAAGGAGGCGGAGAAAGCAGCGAAAAAAGCCGCGUAUAAAUCGCAAACUGCACAAGAGCCUGUGGAAAAUGCUGAAGACAUUUCCCUCGGACGAUAUGGACAAAUGGGGCUGAUCCAGAGUUCGGAGAGUCAUGGGGAGAGAAAAUUCACUGACGUCAAGGAUCUACAGCCCAAAAUUAAGGACCAGAAUGUGUGGGUGAGAGGGCGAUUGCACACGAGUCGAGCAAAAGGAAAGCAGUGUUUCAUCGUGAUCAGGCAACAGUCGUACACGGUCCAGGGUCUAGCGGCUGUUAAUGAGAGGAUCAGCAAGCAGAUGAUUAAAUUUAUUUCAAAGUAA
Molecule: messenger RNA, 533 nt
Organism: Fopius arisanus
Lineage: Eukaryota; Metazoa; Arthropoda; Insecta; Hymenoptera; Braconidae
Product: aspartate--tRNA ligase, cytoplasmic-like
Exons: 5
Coding region: 126-533 (135 amino acids)
Biological process (GO): aspartyl-tRNA aminoacylation
Cellular component (GO): cytosol; cytoplasm; aminoacyl-tRNA synthetase multienzyme complex
Molecular function (GO): aspartate-tRNA ligase activity; ATP binding; RNA binding
Source: RefSeq, a predicted model, not a curated record